AUGAGCCAUGAACAAGGUCUAGAUUUUAUUCAAGAAGCAUUAUGUCAGUUAUCCCAAAAUAUUAAAAAAUGGGUCAAAAAUCCAAAUGGACCAAGCAACAUUCAUAAUUUAUUCCAAUUACUCUCCAAAAAUUUUCUUAAUAUUUUCGAUCAAUCCCAAGAGGAGUGCACUCAAGCUAUAUCACAAAUCACCCAAACUUUAGCAAACCUUAAACAAGAAAAUUCAAAAGUUCUAAUUAGAGAUAUUCCAAUUCAGAAAAUUUCAGAUUUUUUCCACAAAUACGAGGCCAAUCAUAAAACUUACAUCAAUGAAAUGAAUGAAAUCAAAUUUAUUCAAAAUAUUGUAAGUAAAAAUGAAACGUUAGACAGGAUUUUUUCUCGAAUAAUUUUGGCCAUGGAUAAUCCUCCUAAUCAUCAAAUUCAACGCCAAUACAUCUUAAAUGUAGAAGGAUGCUUACAGUUAAGUUCGACCUUUAAUGAAUUACAAAAUAUCUACUUCAAUUUACCUUAUAUUUUCAAAGAUGGAUAUCGUCGUUAUCAGAAAGAUGGAUUCUACAAUUUAGUUAUUCAUCAAAGUAAGUCGAAAGCAAAAUCAUGGCAGUCCAUAUUAAAACCUAUAUAUCAAUUAGUAUUAAAAAUUGAUAUAAAAUCAUAUGAAAAAUUAGGGAAAAAUUACGUUCGAAUUAAAAGAAAAAUUAAAAAAAUAAUAGAGAAUCUUUCCGAUAUUAUCAAUAAGCACACAAAUAAAAACGCUGACACACACAAAGAGAUAAAUCCAUUGAUUGAUAAUCUGAAAAAAUUAAUAGAUGCAAUUGAUGGCAUUGGUAUCAAUUCAAUAAUUGAAAACAAUUCUACAUUGCAUGAAAAUAUUGAUAAAAACCAAAAAGAAAUUGAUGGAUUAAAAAGUCAAAAUAAAAAGAAGAAGAAGGAAUUAAAUCAAAUGAAAGAACAACAAUUAAACGAAUUAUUUGAAACAACAAAAUGGAUGAAAGAAAAACAUAAAAAUAUAAUAAUCGAUCUGUACAAUUUUAGAGAUCAACUUAUUAAUAUCAAAGUUAGUACUAUCCAAACAUUAGCAGAAAAUUUAAACAAAAGCAUUGAAUACCUUCAAGAUUUCAAUAACUCGACCACCAGUUUUAUUAAGAGAUUCGCAACUAUUGUUUUUCUUUACUUAAUUAACUCAGAAAGGAAUAAAAUGCAAGAAGCUAUUGAUGGUCUGAAAUACACUUUAACAUAUUUAUUUUCUAAUACUGAUGAAUUAAACAAUGUUAUUUAUUGCGCAAUGAAUGCAUCAACGUUAAUUUUAUCUGCAGAAACAGCAAGAACAAUUAAAUCAUACGCUUCUGCACUAUUUUUCUUCUUUAUACUAAGUGAGUGCCCUGAUGAUGCAAAUAUAUAUUAUGAUCUCACGGAAUACGAAUCACUGGCAUUUAUGAGAGAUGGUGGAACUGGUUUAUCAAAAAUUUUAUCCCCUAUAAUGAUCAAAGAAGAUUAUGAAAAGAUAUAUGAAUCAAAUAUUCAGAUAAAAUAA
This is a messenger RNA of Trichomonas vaginalis G3, 1530 nucleotides long. RefSeq lists its product as uncharacterized. The transcript has a single exon. NCBI's taxonomy places the organism in Eukaryota, Parabasalia, Trichomonadida, Trichomonadidae. The record is from RefSeq and is a predicted model, not a curated record. The coding region runs from base 1 to 1530 and encodes 509 amino acids.